AACCAUGAGCUGGGCGGUGGAGGAGUGGAAGGAUGGUCUUCCAGGUAAAGCUCUGCAGAAGAUUCAGGAGAUGGAAGUCCAACUGGAUAAACUGAAGAAGGAAAGGACUCAGAAACAGUUUCAUUUGGACUCUCUUGAGGCUGCCCUGCAAAAGCAGAAACAAAAGGUGGACAGUGAGCGUACUGAGAUUUCUGCUUUGAAAAGAGAGAACCAAUCCUUAGUAGAGUCAUGUGAUUCUCUGGAGAAAGUCCGUCAAAAGGCUGUCCAUGACAUGAGUGUCAAAGAGCAGCAGGUUAACUAUUUGGAGGGUCAGCUCAGCUCCUGCAGAAAGACAAUAGAAAAACUGGAGCAGGAACUCAAGAAGUAUAAAACAGAGUUAGAUCGCUCUCAGCCUGCUGGGUGUUCUUCUUUGUCAUUGUCCUCCAGUGAUCUUCAAGUUUACAAUAGCCCACAGAAGAGUUUUUCUACCCCAACUGUUGUCCCAGCCUAUAGACAGCAAGAUAACAGACUAGAGGAGCUUCAGGAGAAAUACAGUCAAGAGGUGGAAGGAAGGAAGCGGCUAGAGAAUGAACUCAGAGUUCUGCAGGUCAAACUGUUGAAUCAGUCAUCGGCCACUGUAAGCCACAAGGAUAUUGCUGUGCGACAGCAAGCUGGGUCUUCUAUAUUUCUAUGGCAACAGCCAAAUCAGACCCAGAACUUCCAGUCACAGGAUGCAAUUCAGACUCCUCUGAAGAGGCGGGGUGCCUCUGGGUCAUCUCUGUGGGAUACUCAUGAGGAGACGCCUAUCAAAAUGAGCCAGCGAAUGAGCUCUUCUAGAGCAUUGCAGAGUCCCUGUGCCUCCUCCCAACAGAUGGAGCACCUCAGAACUCUUAACCAAGAGCUGCGUGGCCAUGUUUCAGAGCUGGAGAGGAGUCUCUCUAAUCAGAAGAAGGAGAUUUGUAACCAGGCUUCCAGACUGCAGGAACUACAAACCACACUGGACCAAGCUCGCAAAGAGCUGAGUGAACGAGACAGAAGCCUCGCCAAGACCUGCCAGGAGCUGAGCCAGGCCAUGGACGUACAGCAACAAGUUGAAGCCAAGUGUUCAUCAGUUGAACAGAAGCUAAAACAAGUCACAGAGGAGAUGAACUGCCAGAGGCACAAUGCUGAGAGCUGCAGACGAGCCCUGGAACAGAAAAUAAAGGACCAGGAGCGAGACAGCCAGAAGGAGGUUGCCCAGCUACAGAAUUCCUACCAGGCUUUGGAGCAAGAACUGCACCAAACCAGGACUAAAUUAACACAAGAGCUCCAACAAUCCAAAAAAGACUACAACUUACUACAGACUGACAUUGAGAAGGUGUGUUUCCAAAAGUGUCACUUGGAGAGGGAGGUGGAGGAGCAAAAACAGAAACUGUUGAGGUCCGAGCAGAGCCUUCAGGCUAGCCAAAGCAAAGAGCAAGACAUCCGCAAGAAAAUGACGGAGCUUCAGAAAGAGAAGAACAGUGUGACUGUCCAAUUGGACCAGAGCAGCAGAUGUCUUUCUCAGUUGGAAGAAGAGAAAAAGAGUUCAGACCAAAGUCUCAGACAUACCCAUGGACUGCUAGAUGACCUCAAACGUAAAUUUGAAGCACAGACAGAGGAGGUGAAGAAACUUCAGUCUAAACUGGAUCAGCAAAAUCAGUCUUUGUCUCAGGAGCUGGAAAACCUGAGGAAGGCUCUUUCUGAGGCAGAGACCAAAAAUGACAGGUCUCAGAAUGAACUUCAGAAACAAAAGCAAGAGUCGGGUCAGCUAACCAACAAGUUGAUGGUUCUGGAGAAGGAGAGCCAGGAGCUGAAAUCCAGUCUCACCGAAAGACAGAAGGAUUGUGUGCAACUGAGACAAGAAUGCCAAGCUUUGUUAGACUGGAAGAAGGACAAGCAGAGUCUUAUUAAUGACACUGAGGCAAUUCAGAAAGACCUCAAUGAGCACAUUGUCAACUUGAAGAACAAUGUCACCAUGCUGAAUGGAACUAAUGAUGAACUUGAGAAACAAGUUGCGAGUGUGGAAGAAGACAAUGCCAGUCUGUCUGCUCAGAUUGAUUCACUGAAGGGACAACUACUCAACAAGAGCACUGAACUGGAGGAGAAAGAGCAUGAGUGCACAGAGCUCCAGUCUAAACUGUCUGAGGCUGGACAGAAACACAACAAAGAGCUGGAGAACAUUAGGGUGCGGGUGGCACAACUUGAAGUACAGGUUGAAGAUGUAUUGUCCCAGUUAAGGCAGGAAACUGCUCGAGCAGAGCAGGCUGAGAUGUCCAACACUCAGCUGCAGGAGGAACAUCAGGCAGCAUGUGACCUAAUCCGGUCCAAAGAUCAGCUCAUAGAGUUGAGUCAGACUGAACUCAGCCAGCUGAGGGAGAGCUUUGUGCAGACCACUGCAGACCAUGAGAAGCAAAGUGCCAGCUUGGCAGAAGAGAAAGCUGUCUUAAAGAGGCAAUGUGAGGAAAAUAUUGCAGCAAAGGUUGAGGAGAUGGCACAAAUGAAGCUCCUGUUGGAGGAGGCACAGCGAGAACUGGUGCUCACCAAAAGCAAGGUCAGUUCCACAGAACACUUCCUGAAGAUCCAGGAGCAUUUAGGAGCUGAGCAGCAAAAACGGCUCAAAACUCUCUCAGAUAGUGAAGAGGAAUACAGAAAGAUGUCUGAGAAAAAAUCAGGAGAGCUCAAGCAAGCAGAAGAGGAACUUAAUGCUGUGCAGAAGGAGAGAGAGGAAACCAAAAAGUGGGUCAGGGAGACUGAAGCUGAGAUUUUAUGUCUGAAGAAGCAAAAUGUUGAGCUGGAAAAGGUUGUUCAAGAGGCAAAGAACGCAGAAGAGGUGCUCAAACAUGCUCAGACAGAAAAGAUAAACCGCCUCUUGGCAGAGAUAUCGUCCUUAGAAGAAAAAGUAGCUGCAAGCAGAGAUACAGCAGAGAAGCUUUCAGUCUUGAUGAAUGAGCUUGCUGUUGCCAACCAGUCACAGGCAGACCUGAAGAAAUCACUUGAAGAUCUUCAAAAGAGUUACUCCUGCACUAUUGACAUCAACUCGAACUUGGAGAACAUUUUGUGUGAGAAAAGUAAUAUGAUCUCUGCGUUGGAAAAGGAAAUCGCUGAGAUGACGGAGAAGUUGACACAAGAGUCUAGGAGUCAUUCCUCAGAAAUAGAAAGUUUCCUCAUCAAGGAGAAGAACCUAAAAGAACAGCUUGAAGCCACUCAACUCUCUGAAACUACUGCAAAAGCCAAAGCAGCUUUGCUUGAAGAGGAGAUCAGGUCCAUGAAGGAAACUUUAACAUCUGCUUCGCACAGUCUGAGAAAGAGAGAUGACAUGAUAAAGGAUAUGAAGGAAAAACUGAACAAGACAGAAAUGGAGUGCUCUCGAACAUCUGAUGUCCUAAAGGAGAAGAUGGUUGCCAUGAACAAAAUCAAGGUGCAGGUGGAAAUGCUGCAAAUGGACCUGGAUGACAAUGAAACAGCCAUAAACUCAUAUGACCGUCAGGUAGAGGAGCUGCAAGGAACUAUAGUGUCACUGGAAGGUCAGCUUGUUCUAAACCAAACACUGAUAUCUGACAUGGAGGCGAGGCUGGAAGACAGCAAAGCCCAGGUCUCUGUGCUGGAAUCCCGACUAGAGGAAGUCCAAUCUCAGAAUUCUGUCCUGGAGACACAGUAUGUCACAGCUAAGGAGGAGUUGUUGGAGAGGAGCUGUGAAGUAACUCGUCUGGAAGAAGAUGCUGUGAAACGAAAUCACCAAGAGGACAUUGUGUCCGCCUUGGAGUCCAAACUCAAUCAGAUCACAGAGCAAAACAUUAUCUUAGAGACCAAUUUGAGACAGAUAACUGAAGACAAUGAAAAGAAUCUCUCAAAGAUACUGCAGGAAAAAAACAAAUUUGAGUCUACUUUGGAACAAAUAAUGAAUGACAAAGAGCAUGUAGAAGCUCAGGUGAUUCAACUAAAUAUAGAGAAGGAACAGUUGCGAUCCAGCCUGCAUGAGGUAACUGAGGAGAACAAAGAACUGCAGAGCAACUUUAAGCAGAUAACUGAAGAAAAACAGCAAGCAGAAGACAAGAUUAAUCAAAUGCUCAUCGAGAAACAAGAAACUGAAUCUCAGCUUGGGCAGGUGGUUGCAGAGAAAUCCCAACUUGAUGUUGUACUGAGUCUUAAAAAUGAGGAGAAAUUCCAGCUUGAGGUACAAUUAAACAAACUAAUGUUUGAGAAAAAUGAAUUGAUUGCUAACAUAAAUCAAAUAGUUGAGGAAAAGCAACAGCUAAAUGUUAAUGUUGCUCAGCUGACUGAAGAGAAGCUCCAGUUAAGAGAACACCUAGAAAGGCAAGAAGCUGAAAUGGCUUCACUCAGACAGGAGAAUGUUUGUAUCCAGUGCUCCCUCCUUUCAUCAGUGCAGGAGCACCAGAAGUUGAAGGAGGAGUUUGAGAUGCGAGACAAGAAAGAUGUUGAGAAACGAGAGAGGAACCAACAGCUUGAAGCAGAGCAGACAGAACUCCAUCAGAAGCUGGGUAGCUUACAGAAAGAACUGAAUGUGAUCACGCAGCAGUAUGACUCACUGCUUGAGCAGGUCAGCCAACAAUGCUGCCUAAUACAGCAGCUCUCUGAGUCAAAGGAAACUCAAGACUCCAGCUGUGGAACUUCUCCGCAAAAAUUCAGCUAUGUGGAGUCUGAAGAGAUGCACUUUGGUGAAUCUACAGACCAGGUGGACAAAGAGCCCAUUGUGCAGUCGGUAAUUCAUAAAAACUCAAGCAUUGAGUCCCUUCCAGUAGAGGAGCAACUGAGCCCUAAAGUGCCUGAACUAGACAAGAGUUCAUAUGAGUCUGAGAACACAGACAGAGAGCUGAUCUUCAUUGGAGACAUGGAUCAACAGAUAAUCCAAAAACAAUUUGAUGAAAAGGAAAUAAAGAGUUAUGAAGAAAACACACAGUCUGUGUCACAUUCACAGCAGCAUGACCAUAAACAGCAUCUUGAGGUUCCUGGAGACAGUGGUCUCAGUGAUGUCACUGAACAUGAAUUCUGUGAACCACAUCUGCCUUCAUCUUCACUUGGUGCAGCCACAGGGCUUGAAUGUUCCAUCUGCCUGUCAGCUCCAGAAUCUUCACAAUUAGAGAAUGAGCUGAACCACUACAAGGAAAUUAUCACAAAACAAGAACGUCAACUGCAGACACUGCAAUCAGAGUUCCAUUUACUGACCUCUGACCUGGCAUUGAGAAAGGAGUUGACUUAUGAACUGGAAGUCCAAGUUCAACAUUUAGAGGAGAAGCUUCAUGUAGCAGUUCAAGAAACCAGUGUUACAAUGCACAAACUGGAGACUGCUUUAAAUGAGAAGAAAGGCCUUGCUGAUCAGUUAGCUCAGCUGUCAGAGGAGAGGGACACAUUAAAUCUGCAACUGCAAACUACUAAAUGUCAGUUGGCUGAUGUUAUGGAGAUGGUGGAAGGACUAGAAAUGGUGAAAGGUGGUUGGGAUGAGAAGUUCCUUCAGCAAGAAAGUGAGUUGAAGAGGGUUCGUUCUGAGAAAGCCAAUCUGGAGCAGCACAUCCUGGGCAUUGAGGGUGAUCUUGAAACUCUUCAUGAGGAGAAGACCAGGUUGAAGAAUGAUAUGGACAAAAAGAAAAAGACAUGUUCAGGCAUGGAGGAGCAGAUAGAAAUGCUGGUUACUGAGACAACUCAGCUGAGAUCAGAACUUGUGUGCUGCACUGAGGAGCGAGAUGAGCUUGAGCAGUCUUUAGGCAGAUGGAGAGAGCAAGUUCACAGUCUGGAGAAGACUAACUGCGACACCAGACACCUAAUUUCCAUCCUGGAGGAGGAUAUCAGAGCAGGGAAGAUGGCGUAUGAGGCUCUGCAAGGAGACAUGGACAAACUGAAGAGUGAGAGGGCACAGUUGCUUGAGCAGAUUGGGGAAUUGGAGCAGGCAGUCUCCGAACAAAAUGGAAAGAGGGAGGAGCUUAUUAACCAAGUUGACAAGCUGAAAGAAGAUCAGACCUCUGCCAGCCAAAAUACUGAGUCCAUGGUCACCAAGAUUCAGACCUUAGAGGGUGAAGUAAGCCGCCUGUCACAGUCACUGGAGUCCUCUCUGCUAGAAAAAGGAGAGAUUGCUUCUCGUUUGAACUCCACACAAAGUGAGGUCAGACAGAUGAGGACUGGAAUAGAAAAACUUCAGAUCCGCAUCGAGUCAGAUGAGAGGAAGAAAAAGAAGAUGGAAGAGCUGCUGAAAGCUGCUCAGAGAAAGUCAGACUCCCUACAAGACCACAUUGAUGCCCAGAAGCGAGACAAGGAAGAGAUAGAGCAAAGUCUAGAAGAUGCUGUGCUGCAGGCUGAGAUGGCUAAAGAUGAUCUUGAAGAGGAAAGGAGCAAGGUAGAAGAGGAGAAAAAAGAGCUCAGCUUGCAAAUAUUGGAACUCUCCACCCAGCUGGACAGCCUGAAAUUAGAGAAAGAAAACAUGGAGCGAGAGAUGGAAAACAAAAACAAAGAGAUAGAAGAGCUAAAGUCUGCUAAGGUGGCUCUGGAGAAAGGAUUGGCGAAAGAGAUCUUCAGAAGAGAAGAAGAGGAAAGACAGAAAUGUAGGGUGCAGGAGUUAGAGAAAGGGUGGAGAGAGGAAACAGAAAAACAAAUGAGUCAAGUAUAUGAGUUCCAGGCUAAACUGGAAGACUUGCAACUAAGGGAAAGCUUGCAUGAGCAGAAGCGCAGAGAAACUGAAAAAGAGAAAGAGAAGAUGCAAUCUCUGCUGGCAGAUUUGGAGAAAGAGAAGGAGUGUUUACAGACAGAAGGAGAGAGGCUCCGUAUCCAGGAAGAAGUGAAAGAGAAAGAGAGACACCAUCUGAAGGUUCAACUAGAGGUUUUAGAAGAAGAAAUUGUGACGCUGAAAGGUCUCAUAAAAACAAGAGAGAGAGAACUGUCAGAGAGGGAGGACAGUCAGAGACAAGCUGUUUCUCUUUUGGAGGUGAAAGAACAGAUUGAAAGACAAAAUGGACAGCUAGUUGAGGAAAAAGAGAAAAUGCAUGCUGCCCUGCUAUCAGCAGAACAUGAGAGAGAGAACCUGCACUACACUCUUUCAUCUGUUGAAGAAGAGAAAGCAAGACUAGAGCAAGAGAUAAGAAUGCUGUCGGAUAAAAAACAGAAGCUUCAGACACGCUUGUCCUUGUUGGAAGAGGAGAAACAUGAUCUGCAACAAUGUCUCUCCUCAUUAAAACAAGAGAAAGAAAGGGUGGAGGAGGAGAAAGGCAUUUUAGAAGAUGAGAAACAGAAAUUGCAGUCUUCACUUUGUUUGAUUACAGAAGAGAAAGAGAGCGUGUUCUCAGCUCUUUCCUCAUUAGAAAAUCAAAAGCAGGCGGCAGAAGCAGAGAAGGAGAAACUAACGGAGGACCAUGCAAAGCUUCAGUCGGCAUUUGACUCUAUGGAGAAGCAGCAGGAGACGUACAAACUGUCUGUCUCCCAGCUCACCGAGCAGGUGUCAAAACUGUCCUCUCGUGCCAAGCGUCUGUCUAAGGAGAAAGAUUCUGCACACAGUAAGAUCACCCUUUUAAUGAAGACCUGCAAACAGCUGGAGAAGCAAAUGAUGAUGAGCAGUUCAGGAGAUGGAAAUAACCGUGAAGAGGAAAUAAUAAAAGAAGUCAAUGAACUGAAGACUCCCCUGGAGAAGAGGAGGAAGGAGGUCGAUAAAAAAAUGAUUGAGGCUCAAGAAACAAACAAGCAGAUGGAAGAACUUAAGGCUACCCUUGAUGAGAAGCAGAGGGAAUUGGAGGGGAGGGAUAUUAAACUGCAGCAGAUCAUGAGCGAAUUGGAUGAAGUAAAUAACCUUUUGGAAGAGAAGAGCAAGGAGGCUGAUGAGAGUAUGGAGAAAUACUGCAGCCUCAUAGUUAAAGUCCACAAAUUAGAAGAAAACAAUGAUGCGCUGACAACACGUCUCAAACUGUUUACUGCAAGCACGUGUGCAAAUGAUGACAGCAGUGACCAUGCUUCCAAGAACACAGUCAUUAAUCUCUACUCUGGUAGCGCUGACAGCUGUCGCCGGCACUCAGCCAGGAAGUUGUCGAAACAACAAGAUGAGAACACGGCUCCAGCAAGUCCUCAGAGUGAGGUUCAGGCAUCACAUUCAGUAAAACGGGCUCAUUGUGAUAUUGGUGAUAAAGAUGUUGCCCAGGAGACUUUGAUUAACCUGACAAAGAAGCUCAAAGCCAAUGCAAUAAACACACCCAAAACAAAAACUCAGGAAGAUGAUGACUUCAGACCUGAAGGUCUACCUGAGCUGGUGCAGAAAGGAUUUGCCGAUAUUCCUUUGGGGGAAGCCAGUCCGUUCAUCAUGAGGAGAACCACGGUUAGGCGCUGCAGCCCUCGGCUGGCUGCAAGACACUCUGUUAUGGCUUCUGCUAGUUCUGCAUCAGGACCUGACAACAAGGUUUUGGGACCCAUACCUCUCCAGAGUCCCUCUGAUGUCAUGGCAGCAUCUAUGAUUGACACCUGUAACCCAAAGCACACUUCUUUGAGCUUUCAGGACAGAAAUGGCCGUCUCUCACCAAGUUUGAAGACACCGGAGCAGAAAGAGAGACAGGCAGAAAACUGUCACGUUCAAUAGGUGAACAUAUGCACUCUUACACAUUUAGUUUUAGAAAUGUGUACAAAUAUAUUCAUAAAAAGAUUAAUCAUUUCACUUUCAUUGCACCAGAAACACUGCACACAUACGAUGCACUUAUUUGUGGGUGCAGUUUUUUUGUUUGUAGUCAUCUGUGCUUCAUUUGGGUUCACUGCUUCUCUUCCUUAAUGGACCUGUGAUACUAGCUGUUAAAAUUUUACAUAUCCAACGCACUGCCUACAGGAAGCCUGCAGUCACUACUGUUGUAGAGAAUUGGUUACAUACAAACAAUACAUUGGAAGAUUUUACUCUGUAAAAUAAGCAGUGCAAGUUUUCUUUUACUUUGCUGAAAGUUUUUUUUUCUUGCUUUUAUUCUUUAUAGUAGUGUGAAAUAUUCUCUACAUUUAAGCUUUUGUAAAUGUACCUGUAGAUGGAACAUUUUCUUAAUGGAGAAUUUCAAGUGUCAAACUCCUUUUUUCUCUCUCUCUAACAUUUUUGUUUUUGUUUGUGGGUUUUUGUUGGUUUGUUUUUUGUUUUUAGUCCUGUAAAAUACUGUAAUCUCUACAGUUUUACUUGUUUGUGUUAUUGGCCCAGAUUCCUUGUUGGUGUCCUCUUUUCCUGCAUGUACAAAACAUUUUUCAGUAUUGUAUCAUUUCAUUACUCAAGUACCCAUGACUUGAUUUUUCUCUUCUUCCAACUUUAUGCUUUGUUUAAUUUUUUUAAAUCAUCAGUUAAAAAACACUUUUUUAAUAUAAACCAGUUUCAAUAUUAAAAGUUGGAAGCUCUUCA
Thalassophryne amazonica is the source of this 9349-nucleotide messenger RNA. RefSeq names its product centromere protein F (gene cenpf). Gene Ontology annotation, cellular component: spindle pole; chromosome, centromeric region; nucleus. Gene Ontology annotation, biological process: regulation of G2/M transition of mitotic cell cycle; mitotic cell cycle; metaphase chromosome alignment. The record is from RefSeq and is a predicted model, not a curated record. Bases 5 to 8563 code for a protein of 2852 amino acids. Lineage: Eukaryota; Metazoa; Chordata; Actinopteri; Batrachoidiformes; Batrachoididae. The transcript has 37 exons. Gene Ontology annotation, molecular function: microtubule binding; protein homodimerization activity; transcription factor binding.